Messenger RNA from Myotis lucifugus (little brown bat), 703 nucleotides. RefSeq lists its product as uncharacterized. Gene Ontology annotation, biological process: dendrite extension. The transcript has a single exon. Bases 123 to 506 code for a protein of 127 amino acids. Lineage: Eukaryota; Metazoa; Chordata; Mammalia; Chiroptera; Vespertilionidae. Gene Ontology annotation, cellular component: nucleolus. Gene Ontology annotation, molecular function: RNA binding. The record is from RefSeq and is a predicted model, not a curated record.
UUUUCCCCUCUAGAAUAUAAGCCUUAUGAAGACAAGACUUUUAAUGAUGUUUCUCAGGAGUCUAUAGCAGUGCUGGCAUAUAAGAUAUUUGAUAAAGGUGAGUGGUGAACCUGAGAUAAAAUAUGGCUAAAAGCUUACUGAGUAAGUGGAAAAGGAAGAUGCGUGCUGAAAAGAGAAAAAAGAAUGCCCCAAAGGAGCUUAGCAGACUUAAAAGUAUUCUUAAAGUAGAUACUGAUGUUUUAAUGAAAGAUGUUCAUGAGAUAGCAACUGUGGUGGUCCCCAAACAUUCUGAAGAGAAAACCCAGUGUGUGGUGAAAGAUGACAAAGAUGACAUGAAAAUGGAGACUGACAUUAAGAGAAACAAAAAGACUCUUCUAGACCAGCAUGGACAGUACCCCAUAUGGAUGAACCAGAGGCAAAGAAAAAGGCUGAAGGCAAAGCGAGAAAAAGGAAAGGGGAAAAGCAAAGCAAAAGCAGCGAAGGCGGCUAAAGGUUUGGCCUGGUAGACUUUUAAACACUUGAAAAGUGCCACAGGGGACAGAUCUUUGAUUAGAAUGUAUACACCUAUUUCAGCUUCUGUCAAAUGAAAACCAUUUUUUAACUGGGCCUUUCUCUUCAAUUCAAACCCAACAUAACACCUCAAAUUUGUUUUAGGAAUUUGAAUAAAAUAUUUCCUUUGAUGAAUGAAAAAAAAAAAGAUAUU